Tigriopus californicus is the source of this 4693-nucleotide messenger RNA. RefSeq names its product twitchin-like. Gene Ontology annotation, molecular function: protein binding. The record is from RefSeq and is a predicted model, not a curated record. Lineage: Eukaryota; Metazoa; Arthropoda; Copepoda; Harpacticoida; Harpacticidae.
UUGACCUCAACGACGGGUCGGUGCCUCCGGACGCUCCAAUCGGAUUGGAGGUCUCCGACUACGACGCGACCUCAGCCAUUUUGAAGUGGAAAGCUCCUAUCAAUGAUGGGGGAAUGCCUCUUACUGGAUACAUUGUCGAGUACAAAGAAAUCCGAGAGAGUGAAUGGGUAGAGACCGACAAGAUUAAACCCAACAAAUAUCCCACAAACACUGUCAAGUUAUUGAGUACUGGCCAAAAAUAUGAAUUCAGGGUUUGCGCCGUAAAUCGUGCAGGAAAGAGUGUCCCAUCCGAGGCAACUCCUCCUCAGGUCAUCAAGUCUCAAAAAUCGCCUCCAAAAAUUGACCUCAAGGCGUUCGGCGAGGACGCCAAAGUGAGCUGCAAGGUCAACCAACAACUCAUUUUGGAAGUACCUGUGGACGGAACACCAGCUCCCGAAACCAGUUGGUGGUUGGGAGACGCUGAGGUCAAAAGUGAAGGGAUCGUCAAGGUGUCACACAAUCCUAACAUGGCCAAGUUGGUUCUCAUUCCUGCCAAACGCUCGGGAUGCGGGAAGUACACGCUAAAGGCUAAGAAUCAACAUGGCGAGGACAAGGCUACCGUGGAUGUCGAGAUAUUUGGUCGCCCCGAAAUUCCGCAAGGCUCGUUGGAAGUUUCUAAUGUUACCAAAAAGACUUGUCUGCUCAGUUGGAAGCCGCCAAAAGAUGACGGAGGGGCUCCCAUUACAACCUACGAGAUCGAACGGAUGGAAACGACUUCUGAGCAAUGGCUUCCAGUGGGAAAGACCAAAGGGACCAGCUUCGAAGUCAAAAACUUGGGUGAAGGCAAGGAGUACAAGUUUCUGGUUCGUGCAGUGAACAAGUUUGGCGACUCUCCGGAUCUCAUACUGGAAGAGUCAAUUACGGCCAAGGAUGAAUUCAACCCUCCGAGUCAACCCGGACCUCCUGAGAUUUGUGAUUGGGGCCAAGAUUUCGCUGACUUGAGGUGGAACACCCCGGAAGAAGAUGGUGGGGCCCAGAUUGAAACGUAUCGAAUUGAGAUCAGGAACAGAGACAAACGAGUGUGGCAAACCGCCGCAUCAGUCUCGGAGAGUGAUGCCGUCAUUAACGAUCACAUUCAGCCAGAAAAUGAAUAUGAAUUCAGAGUAGUGGCAAUUAAUAGAGCUGGAGAAUCAGAACAUUCCAAGACGUCAAAACCGAUGGUGGCCAAAGAAAGGUUUGUCAAGCCGAAAAUCGACAGAAGCACUCUAGGUGACAAGAGCAUUCUAGCUGGACAAGCACUGAGGUUGACUGCCAAUACGGUGGGCGAGCCUCCCGCUCAGAUUAGUUGGUGGUCCCCAAGUGGUGCCAAGUACGAAGAUUCCGAAGUGGUUGAAGUACAAGCGUCGUCAAACAUGAGUACAUUAGUUUUAAAACAAGUGACUCUUCAAGACUCAGGGUCAAUUAAAGUUAAGGCCAAGAAUUCUGAGGGUUUAGACGAGACCGAGGUCAAGAUUAACGUGACUGGGCCCCCUGGAAAGCCAAUUGGACCUUUGGAAGUAUCUUCAGUCCACCAGACCGGGUGCACUUUGGCAUGGAAGAAACCAGAAUCCAAUGGUGGCUCAUCAAUCAAGUCAUACGCCAUCGAACGGAAGAACGUUGAGAACGACCAUUGGGUUCCUUGUGGAUCCAUAACUGGCAAAACAGCCUCGGUUCUGAAAGAUUUGGAAUAUGAAGUGAAAAACCUGGUGGAGGGAGCUGUCUACAUGUUCCGAGUCCUAGCCUCCAACACAAACGGUGAAGGCGAACCUUUGGAGUGCUUUGUUCCAGUGUGCCCAAUGCCCUCCAAUCCCGUGCCAGACAAACCUUCCACGCCAAAAGUGAAGGCACAAGACAAAAAAUGGGUCUCCUUGGAAUGGUUUGUUCCUGCAGAUGCCGAUGUGAAGCACUACAUCAUUGAAAAACAAGAACACUUUCUUGUUCCAAAAGUGGAGGAUGUCGAGGAGGAGGCCAAUGAGAAUACACCGCAGGAAAUGAAUGGAGAUGCGCAGGAACUCAAGCCCAGGCCUGCUUUGAAGACUGGGCCCUCUUUCACAGGCGAGUUCCAAGAUUACUGCUCAAGCUGGAUGGUGGCCAUGGUCACAGAUGACAAUAGUAACUCGAUCAAGAUCACGGAUUUGGGAGAAGGCAGCAAAUACCGAUUUCGGAUCAAGGCUGUCAACGGAUCGGGACCCAGUGAGCCUUCAGAUCCAACUAUGGAAGUCGAGUGCAAAGGCAAACAGCGGCCAAUUCUGGAUCGUAGUUGCUUUGACCCGAUCAAAAUCCCUUUGGGUGGAACCAUUAUCAUACAAGUGAAGUUCACUGGCAAUCCCAUCCCAGAACGACGUUGGUUCUUUGCUAAACGUGAAUUGCAUGCCUCAGGCAAGGUCCUGAUCGUGGAGAAGGAUCAUUUGUCACGGGUUACCAUCAACGACGCUCAAAAAAUGCAUUCUGGACAAUACGAGCUCAGAGUGGAAAAUGAGUUUGGCCAAGAGACGGGGCUUGUCGACGUUGUCGUACUCACCGAACCUGAUAAGCCCAGAGGUCCCUUGAAGAUCGACAACAUCCAUGCCGAGGGGUGCUCUUGUGCAUGGUUGGAGCCUGAAAACGAUGGCGGAAGCCCAAUCACUCACUACAUUGUGGAGCGCCAAUCGGGAAGCUCUUCUCAAUGGACACCCUGUGGCAAGACGGAAAAUACCUGUUGCAAAAUCACUCAAUUACCCACGGGUAAGGAGUUUCGGCUCCAAGUGAAGGCUGUGAACUCAGAAGGUGAAUCUGAACCCUUGGGCGGUGUGGAUAGCUUCUUGACUGAGAACCAAUUUGGAACACCAGGAGCACCAGGAAGACCGGAACCCAUUGAUUGUGACUUCGACAACGUCUUGGUUGUCUGGGACCCGCCAAGACAUGAUGGUGGAUCUAGGAUCACUGGCUAUGAGCUGGAAGCGCGAAAAUGGAAGGACAAUAACUAUUUUCCAGCUGAUGAAAUCAAAAUGCAAAUGGAAAGAGGGGACAUCAAAGGUUUGGAGACCAACCAAGUUUACGCCGCCAGAGUACGAGCUGUCAAUGCAGCUGGUCCAGGUCCUUGGAGUAUGGAUAGUGACGAAUUGAUCCCCAAGCACAAAUCACUCAAGCCCAAGAUUGUGCUGAAUGAUGGAAAAGAUAUCACUGUUCAAAGUGGAACCACGUUAACCGUCUUUGCUUCAGUUGAGGCCGAACCUCCUGUCGAGGAUGUUGACUUUGAACUGGCCGGCAAAUCUCUUCUCCACGACCUAAACCAAGGAAUUUUGAUCGAUAUCAAACCCUAUAAGGUGCGCCUCCAAAUUGAUUCAGUGCAAAGGAAAAUGUCUGGAAUUCUCAAAUGCGAGGGCAGAAAUGUCAAUGGAAAACAUUCGGCUCAUGUCGAACUGAAGGUCCAAGGAUUACCUUCAAAGCCAAAGGGGAUUUUGGAAGUUACAAACGUUCACAAAAAUGGCUGCCGAUUGUCCUGGGGAACUCCGGAGGACGAUGGAGGUCUAUCCAUAGAAUAUAUCGUGGAAAGAAAAGUUUCAAAUGAGAGUGAUUGGACCAAGGUUAUCACAACUCCUAAUUCAAUUUGCGACUUACUCGAUCUAGAACAGGGAAAAGAAUACUCAUUCAGGAUCAUUGCUGCUAAUUCAAUUGGUAACUCUGAACCCCUCACCAUUCUACGGCCUAUCGUCGCCAAGGACCAAAUUUCCACUCCAUUGCCUCCUGGUGCUCCUGAAAUCACAGAUUGGUCAGAGAGGCACAUGGAACUUGUUUGGAGCCCGCCUUUGGAUGAUGGAGGCUCACCAAUCACGGGGUACCAAGUUUUAACGCGUCUGAACUCGACUGGAGAUUGGCAACUUUGGGAGACCGUACCUGCUCAAGACUGUUCAGCAACACUGCAGAAUCUCAAUUUUGGUACCCAAUACCAAUUUCAGGUGGUGGCUUCCAAUAAAGUGGGCAAGAGUGAUCCAAGCAUUUCUUCGAGACCCAGGGAGGCCCGACCUCAAGCUUUGGCACCCUCUAUGAAUACCUUGAACAUGCGGGAUGUAAAGGUGACGGCCGGAAGUCGAGUCAAAUUCGAUGUGCCUUUCCAAGGCGAACCUACUCCAGAGGUAAUCUGGACCAAGGAGGGUUCAGACACGCCUAUAGUGAGCAGCAGGAGCCAGGAUAUCACUCAGGCCACUACAGAAAAUGCUACAAAACUGGCUUUUAAUAAUAUCGCUCGAACACAGGACGGCACCUACACUUUAACUAUUAUGAACGAGUCGGGCAAGGAGUCAGCCUCAGCCACAAUCACAGUGCUGGAUCGUCCCCUUCCCAUUGAAGGUCUUUCUGCCCUUCUUGACCGCUCCAAGUGUUCUUUGGCGUGGAAGCGACCUAGUGAGGACGGUGGAGCCCCCAUUGAUCACUAUCAAAUUGAGAGAUUUGAUGCGGACAAGGGCUUUUGGAUGGCAUGUGGAAGAUCAAAAGAAACUUCUUUUGAAGCCAUUGGACUAUUGAAGGGACAUGAGUAUCGAUUCCGAGUCAGCGCAUCCAAUAGAUUGGGGGAGUCUGACCCCGUGGAAACACCCGAAACUUUCCUGAUCGAGGCAGAUCUUAUAAUGUAAGGCACGUUUGAUUGAUCUUCAUAUAAAUUUGAAUAAAUACAUCCUUCAACACAUUCAUUACAUAA